Molecule: messenger RNA, 2463 nt
Organism: Mucor velutinosus
Lineage: Eukaryota; Fungi; Mucoromycota; Mucoromycetes; Mucorales; Mucoraceae
Product: carnitine O-acetyltransferase yat1
Exons: 7
Coding region: 1-2463 (820 amino acids)
Biological process (GO): proteolysis
Molecular function (GO): metalloendopeptidase activity
Source: RefSeq, a predicted model, not a curated record
AUGAUGUUAAAUACAGGACACAGCUUCAAUGACAAUCAAUUGAAUCGAAUAGAGUCGAUAUCCAACCUCAGAGUCGACAUUGCACCCAGAUCUCGACAUUUCUUUCAAAAGAGAUCACAGUCAAUGAAUCCAGAGCUUUCACCAAAGACACUUGAACAUGACGAUUCGUUUCGUCUCACAUUAAAUGCUUACAAUCAAACGUUCUAUCUGUAUCUCAAGCCCAACUUUGAAUUGUUUCCCCCUCAAGCAGUGAUGCAUUAUACAGGAGACGAAAAUGAUCAACCUAUCCAGCAAGAAAAGGUACUAGUUUACAAGGGCCACACUGUCCGUUCACCCGAGAUGGACAAUCGCUGGAUGCAGGAAAACGCAGACGUCUUGAAGCUCGGUUCUGAAUUUGAUGCUACCACAACACAACUUGGAUGGGCUAGAAUAUUGGUUCGACAUGAUUUGAUGUCUCGACACAAGACGGAUCAACCUAUUAUUGAAGGUGCAUUCAAGGUACAAAACGAUAUUUACCAUAUUAAAGCAACCACCAAUUAUAAUCUGGUCAAAAGAUCCGUGGAUAUUACCGCUUCUGAUUCUGAUGUGAUGGUCAUUUAUCGAGAUUCGGAUACGCAACAGCACCAGGGACACGAAACUUCACAAGCGCACGCAUGUGGAUUCGACAAUUUAUUGCAUAGAUCCAUCGCGAAACGAGGAGAGGUGUCUAGAGAUGCGUUCACCAAGUUGACUGGUCAGGGGUGUCCAACCACUAAAAAAAUUAAUUAUAUGGGUGCAGCUGCUGAUUGUACCUAUGUCCAGUACUACAGGAGUGUCGAUAAUGCUAGAACUCAAAUCAUCAACAAUUUCAAUAUAGCCUCUGCUGUAUUCGAAGAGACAUUCAAUAUCUCACUAGGUUUAAUCAAUAUCACCAUCAUGGAUCGCGCAUGUCCACAGCGAAUUGAUCCGGAGAUGGCCUGGAACCGAGCUUGUGAUGCCAAUUACUCUUUAGGUAACCGACUAAGUGAUUUUAGUCUAUGGAGAUCAAAAAUGAAGAAUGAUGGAGCAGGUCUCUGGCAUUUGAUGACCAACUGUGCCACUGGGGUGGAAGUGGGCCUGGCUUGGUUGAAACAGCUUUGCAACACAGAAGCACAUGCCCAGGCCAAUGCAGACGGAAAGAAGCAAUUUGUAUCUGGUGCUGGUAUAUCUGCUAUCACACGAGAUGAGUGGAAGGUCGUUGCACAUGAAAUUGGCCAUGGGUUUGGCGCCAUUCAUGAUUGUGUAGCUGAUAACUGUCCCUGCACUGGAAGUGAUUGCAAAUGCUGUCAAUUAAACUCAAAUCAAUGCGAUUCAAGCGGAUUCCUCAUGAGCGCUCUCAGUAACACAUCAGCAGAGAGUUUCAGCCCCUGUUCUAUCAAUACAAUCUGCGAUGCCUUCCCUAGCAUUGGCUCCUGUCUGGUUGAUCCAAGUGACAAUCGGCACCAUGUCUAUCGGUUGAAUGUAUGUGGAAAUGGAAUCAAAGAAGAAGGCGAAGAAUGUGACCCGGGCGGAGUGGACACUGAUUGUUGUGAUGCCAAAACAUGUAAAUUGAAGCCAACAGCUGUUUGCGAAGACACCAAUGAAGGUUGCUGCCGUCAGUGCCAAAUCAGACCUAAAAACGACCUGUGUCGACCUGCUUCAAAUCCAUGUGAUAUCGCAGAAUAUUGCUCAGGCACUUCGGCCGAAUGCCCAGUAGAUACAUCUAUGCGAGAUGGUACAUCUUGUGGACCCGGUGGACUGAAAUGUGCUUCUGGACAAUGCACUUCUAGAGAUGAACAAUGCCUGUCCCGUGGCUAUGUGCUAAACAUCACUCGAUCCUGCAUCAAGAACAACGAAGAGUGUAAGCUGUUAUGUAACUCGCCUGACAGUGAAAAGUGCUUGAUCUUUAGCGGCAACUUUAUCGAUGGUACACCGUGCGGUUUUGGCGGUAGAUGCUUUGCGGGUGAGUGCCAUAAUGGAGAUGCUAUUGGCAGCAGUAUGCUCUACCUCAGUGACCAUAAGGGCGUUGCCAUUCCGGUGGGUAUUAUCGUCUUCUUGGUGGUAUGUGCGCUAGGCUUUGUUCUGUUCUGGUUUGGCUGCUGGCGUUGUACAGGCUACAGAGAAAAGAGAAACAGAAGAAGGAGCAGAAAAUCAACAAGUACGAAUUCCAUCAGUCCAGCCUACUAUUCUGAUAGCAGUUCUAGCUCGCAGGAUCUACCUGGCUAUAAUGAGCCAUUACAAGAGCUCACACCAGCCCCUAAAUUGAGUGGUAAGGAGAAGCACUCUUUGGAUUUCAUGACUCCACCACCAUACAUUACCAUCAAUGCAGCUGGACAGCAACAGCAAAAGGAGAAGCAUCACUCAAACGGGUCCACGUCGCCUUCUCCCUCGUCAUCGUCUUCCUCUUCCAGUUUGGCCACUAUUGUAAAUACAGAGGACAAGAUGAAAACCGAGAAAAAUGAAUGA